GGAGGAAACAAAAUUAAUGACAGGCACUGGGGCAAAAGUCAGGUCAAGUGUACAGGGCACAUCGAUCUCCGGAACUUUCAGUGCCUGGGGCAACAAAGCUUUCAGGAAGUGUUCAGUACUCCAUGCUGUCAUUUGCUCUAAUAAAUAGCUAUCAACCAGCAGUUUGACCACUGUACCAGCACGUCGCUCUCUACAAGUGUCACUACUCAGCCUCAUUUUCUUCGACAGUCUUUUCUCUACUAGGGAACGUGACUGUUUUCCUGGGUUCCUGGGAGAACUGCAGUGUGAACUUCAUGGACUCCUCAAGGAGCCCUGGCCUCUAAACGCGUCACCAGUUAAUCAUGCCACUGGCAGGGGCGGCCGGGGUCAGUCACGAACGUCAGCCGGCCGCAGUGCUGGUCGCCUAGCAGGUGGUCAGCAAGUACCUGUUUGACAAACGCAGGUGCGAAGAGGGGCGCCGGUCACGUGCGGCGGGGGCAGCCUUCGGUACAGAACCAGGGGACCCGGCGUCUCUGCACGCUUGCCGCACCGAGCGGGAGGUCAGGUCCCGGGCGAACGCCGCGCCCACGUCCUCCGCCGCGGCACGGCGGCCAGCGAUGGCCGUGACCCCGUGGCCACCGUGACCCCAGGGCCUCCGCGGCCCGGCUCAGCGCAGAGCCCGGCGCGCUGCCACGUGAGCGCGCGGGGCGGGACCUAGACGAGCCGGGUCAGCCCCAGCGCCCGGCCGCUCUCCCGCGACCCUCGCUGACGCAGCGCUGCGCUUCCGCAUCCGCAUCGGGGCGGCGGGGGCGGGGGCCUGACGUCGCCGCGCUCUGACGUCAGACCUACGCGCCGCGAGUCGCCCGGGAGACGGGGCGCCGCGUCCCCGGCGGAUGGCGGUCUAGGUGAGAGACGGCGGCGUCCCGCGGCGGCCGGGGGCCGGGACGUGGUUCCGGGGCGGGGGCGGGGGCCGCGCGCUCCGUCCUCGCCGCCCGGGAGUCUUCCGGCCGCGGCGGCGCGGGCGGCGGAGAGGAAGACGACCCCGCAUCGUGCCAUGGCGGCAGUCCCCGCUCGCGGAGGUCCGGGACCUGGCCCCAGCCCUGGCCGCGCCGUGGGCGUCGUGCGGGGCGUGCCUGGGGGACCCGGCUGACCCCGGAGCUUGCAGGGAAGCGGAAGUGGCCUGCACGGAGAGCAAGUGCGCGAGCAUCCCAGCGGCCACCGACCCGCGCACCUCCUGCGGAAGCGCUAUGCACGCGUGGGGCGUGAAAGCCCAAAACAGUCAGUGCGUCGAGAGUGACCGCUUUCCCUGGUCCCAGGACGGAAAGGGUCCCUGCUUUCUUGAGGAACGAAGGUGAUCGGAACCUGCCUGUUACUUCCUUUGACUCUUUUGCUCCAGAACUCUAUUUUGGGAAAUUAUGGAUCGUCACAUUCCCAUGCAUGCUUUACCUGAAGAAAUUCAAAAGAUGUCUCCUGAAGAAAAGGUUUGCAAAUACUGUGGAGUCAGCUAUCUAAUUCUUCACGAAUUUAAGGCUAUGGAAGAAAAAGUGAAAGCAAUGGAAAAAGAGAUGCAAUUUUACCAAGAAAGUGUAGAACGUGAAAAGAGACUUCAAGAAAAGCUGCAGUUGCUUAGCCGAGAUUUUGAACAGUACAAAAUUGACAGUGAAUCCAAAACAGAAAGAAUUCGAGAUGCAAGCAUGCAAUUAGAAAGUCAACAAAGUGAAUAUCAGAGAGUACAGAAAGAAUUGAGUCAGUUGCAACAUGAAUUAAAAAUUAAACAUAGACUGUCACAAGUCUUCAGUCAAAGAUUGUCGGAAUACAAAUAUUUCUGGAAUAAGACUCUUUCAUUACUUACUUUUACUAAAAGGGAGCUAACCAGUAUUAAAAAUGAAAUAUAUGAUAAUUUUCAAGACUGGACUUCACUGAAAGGAGAAGUUUUUCUGCAAAUUACAUCUAUAAGUGAAACAGCCUUGACAGAGAUAGAGACACUAAAUAAAAGUUUGACAGUGUCACAGAGAACUAAGGUAUGCCUUGAAGAGGAAAUGAAAAAUCUCAAACUGUUGUCAGAUACAGCCAUACUGAGGUCCCAGCAGAUUCAUGUGUCCAAGCAGCAGGAAGAAAACUUACAAGUCAGAUGCCAUGAUUUGCAGAAAGAAGUACUAGGUGCAGUUUCCUCUGCGGACCCGCGGAGCCCUCACAGGGUUCCAAGACUGCCCUGUGCUCCCUCCUCCCUGCUACCUGUUCCCCACUUGCUGGAAUCUGAUACUACCCUGGCCACUAUCCACGAACCUGUCCACUACCUUCUGCCCACGGCUGUUCCCGCUGUUCCCUGGCUGACGCUGGCCUGCAGUUCCUUUCAUUUCUUCAGCGAGUGUUUCCUGGGCAUCUUCUGCGUGCCAGCCUCUGGGCUUGUCUCGCCUUCGACGUCAACUGUACAGGGUCUUGGCUCUGAAGGGUCUUCCUGGGACGUCCUCCCUCCUGCGUCACACCAGCUGUAUGUGCGUGCUCUUGACCUCGAUUUACAGGGUCAAGUAGAAGCACUUGGGUUAAAACUUCAGAGGGCAGUGACAGAGCUGGACAACUGUCAAGAAAUGCUCACGAAUAAAUCUAAUGAAGCUGAUGACUGUCAAAGAGAACUAAGGAAACUGAAGUUUGAAUCCAUUAUUUCUGAAUCACGGCACACUAGGCUGCUUAAAGAAAAAGAAGACUCUUUAAUGACUUGCCAACAAAUAUACAAAGCUUUACAGGAAGAGCUGACUGCAAAAGAAAGGCAAGAAGAAGACACAAAGAGAAGAAUUAACCUCUCAGAAAGUGAGCUAGAGAUCACCAAAGCUCUUCUGAAUCAGACAAGGCAAGAGGUUACAGCACUGAAAAAUGAAAGGGAAUUGAUGCUGAUGUCACAUCAGAAAAGCAUCGAGCAGCUGCAGGAGACCAUUAGACAGAAGAUGCUGAGUGACGAUAGCUGGAAGGAGAAGAUUGAAGCUGAACUUGCCAAGGAAAGAGCCCGACAUUUAGCUGAAUUUGAGGAGCAGGCUCUUCUCUUUAAGGAAGAAGCAAAACUGGAACUUGAUAUUGAAAAAGAAAAACACCAAGAAAUUAUCCAAAAGUAUAAGAAGGAACAGGAAGCACUACAAAUAAAGAUAUCUGACUUAAUGGCAGGCGCUACUAGAGACCUAAGACUGGAAGUGACCACUCUUAAAGAGAAACUCCGUGAUUCCCACAUCCGAUACAGUGAAGAAUCUGAAUCAAAGAAAAAAGAAAUUGAAAACCUAAAAAAUUUGGUUGCAGAAUUUGAAUCUCGCUUGAAGAAGGAAAUUGACAGUAAUGAUUCAGUUUCAGAAGACUUGAGGAAGGAAAUGAAACACAAGUCAGAGGAACUGGAAAGAGUACUGCUGGCACAAACCCAACUGAUACAGCAACUCAGCCAGUCCCAGAAGGAGAACGCCUUUCUCCAGGAAACGGUGCGCAGAGAGUGCGAAGAACGCUCCGAGCUGACGCAGGCCCUGAGCCAGGCCCGGGAGCAGCUGGUGGCGCUGAGGAAGCUCAGCGGAAGUGCGCCGCGGGCCGCCGGCUCCCUCCGCCGAGGCAGCCCGACCCUCCCCGCCCCAGCCGCGGGCGACCAUUGGGACGGCAGCCGGGCGGCGCUGCGCGCGGGGCGAGGGGUCAGGACGCCGAGCGCGCCCGGGGCGCCGCGACGCUCCGUCUCCCCGCACGCAGGCCUGCCCGCGCUCCCGCAGCUGCAGCCGCCCCGGGCCCGGGCGGCCUCGCAGCGGCUGGCCGCCACUCUCUGGAGGAGGCUGAGUCAGCAGUGAUGUCCCACGGCGGGCGCUCCUCCAGCGUGCAGGCCGCGGGCAGCCCGUCCACCAUGGGAAGGGCAGCGCGGCAGCCACCACUCGGGAGGCCUGCGGAUCACGACUGC
This is a messenger RNA of Sciurus carolinensis (gray squirrel), 3895 nucleotides long. RefSeq names its product leucine, glutamate and lysine rich 1 (gene Lekr1). The transcript is spliced from 15 exons. The record is from RefSeq and is a predicted model, not a curated record. NCBI's taxonomy places the organism in Eukaryota, Metazoa, Chordata, Mammalia, Rodentia, Sciuridae. The coding region runs from base 1395 to 3788 and encodes 797 amino acids.